This is a messenger RNA of Kogia breviceps (pygmy sperm whale), 1965 nucleotides long. RefSeq names its product ATPase H+ transporting V1 subunit B1 (gene ATP6V1B1). Gene Ontology annotation, cellular component: proton-transporting V-type ATPase, V1 domain. The record is from RefSeq and is a predicted model, not a curated record. Gene Ontology annotation, biological process: ATP metabolic process; proton transmembrane transport; vacuolar acidification. NCBI's taxonomy places the organism in Eukaryota, Metazoa, Chordata, Mammalia, Artiodactyla, Physeteridae. Gene Ontology annotation, molecular function: ATP binding; proton-transporting ATPase activity, rotational mechanism.
GUUGGGCCAGAAGUAUUGGAGGCUCAGGCACUCAGCUCCCAGCCCUCCACCUCACCAUGGCCGCAAAGGUAGACCGUAGCCCCGGGGGGGUCCCCAGCAGUGGCUCCAACCUGGGUGCCACCCGAGAGCACGUGCAGGCGGUCACCCGAAACUACAUCACCCACCCCCGCGUCACCUACAGGACCGUGUGCAGCGUCAAUGGGCCCCUGGUGGUGCUGGACCAGGUCAAGUUUGCCCAGUAUGCUGAGAUCGUCAACUUCACCCUCCCCAAUGGGACUCAGAGGAGUGGGCAAGUGCUUGAGGUGGCUGGGACCAAGGCAAUUGUUCAGGUGUUUGAAGGGACCUCUGGGAUCGAUGCCCAGAAGACCACCUGCGAAUUCACAGGGGACAUCCUACGGACUCCAGUGUCGGAGGACAUGCUGGGUCGGGUUUUCAAUGGCUCUGGCAAACCCAUUGACAAGGGGCCAGUGGUCAUGGCAGAGGACUUCCUGGAUAUCAAUGGCCAGCCCAUCAACCCCCACGACCGCAUCUACCCAGAGGAGAUGAUUCAGACGGGCAUCUCGCCCAUUGACGUCAUGAACAGCAUUGCCCGUGGCCAGAAGAUCCCCAUCUUCUCAGCAGCUGGGCUCCCCCACAAUGAGAUCGCCGCCCAGAUCUGCCGCCAGGCUGGGCUGGUGAAGAAGUCCAAGGCCGUGCUGGAUUAUCACAAUGACAACUUUGCCAUCGUCUUUGCAGCCAUGGGGGUGAACAUGGAGACAGCCAGGUUCUUCAAGUCCGACUUCGAGCAGAACGGUACCAUGGGAAAUGUCUGCCUCUUCCUGAACUUGGCCAACGACCCCACGAUCGAGCGGAUCAUCACCCCGCGCCUGGCACUGACCACGGCUGAAUUCCUUGCCUACCAGUGUGAGAAGCACGUGCUGGUCAUACUGACGGACAUGAGUUCCUACGCAGAGGCCUUGCGGGAGGUCUCAGCUGCCAGAGAGGAGGUGCCCGGGCGCCGAGGCUUCCCUGGGUACAUGUACACAGACCUGGCCACCAUCUACGAGCGGGCAGGCCGCGUGGAGGGCCGGGGCGGGUCCAUCACUCAGGUCCCCAUCCUCACCAUGCCUAACGACGACAUCACCCACCCGAUUCCAGACCUGACGGGCUUCAUCACAGAGGGACAGAUCUAUGUGGACAGACAGCUUCAUAACAAACAGAUCUACCCCCCCAUCAACGUCCUCCCUUCCCUCUCUCGGCUGAUGAAGUCUGCCAUUGGGGAGGGCAUGACGAGAAAGGACCAUGGAGAUGUCUCCAACCAGCUGUAUGCCUGCUACGCCAUCGGGAAGGACGUGCAGGCCAUGAAGGCAGUGGUGGGGGAGGAGGCGCUCUCUUCCGAGGACCUGCUCUACCUGGAAUUCCUGCAGAAAUUUGAGAAGAACUUCAUCAACCAAGGUCCCUAUGAGAAACGCUCGGUGUUCGAGUCUUUGGACCUGGGGUGGAAGCUGUUGCGCAUCUUCCCCAAGGAGAUGCUGAAGCGCAUCCCGCAGAACAUUAUCGAAGAAUUCUACUCCCGCGAGGGGGCGCCGCUGGACCCCGAGCCCGACACGGCGCUUUAGCCCCGCGGGAAGCCUGGCCCCCCGGAGCCGGGUCCUGGCACCGCCCUCGCCGGGCGCCCGAUCUACACACCCCGCCCCAUCCUCUUGGUCCGCACACCUUAAGCCAUUGCUCCGUGCCCACCCUCAGUCCCCCAUGGGUUAUGGGGGGGCUCCUACGCUCCAGUCCUCUCCCUGGAUUCCCCGACAAGGGAAGCAGAGGUGGUUAAGCCUAUAUUCUCUGUCUUGUUCUGAUAGGAUCAUUUGUGUUUUAAAAGUACCACCGCCCUCUCCCAAGAAUUUAUCUCAUGUAAAUACAAGAUUGGCAAAACAAUGAUAAUUGUUGGAGCUGUGGAGGUACAUGAGGUUCAUUAAACUAUUCUCUCCACCU